GCUUUAUCCUGCGGUUGCUGUGACAUCCGAUCCCUCAAGAUGAAGAGGCACGCGCGCUUGUGUUCCGUCUUCAGCAUCUUUGCAAGCGAUGUGAAAUUAAGAGCCACAAUUUCUCUCUGGUUCUUUCUUCAGGCGUUCUGCUAUCAUUACGCACGGGCGCAAUUGUGCCGAGAACAGGAGUUCCGGAGCACCGAAGGGCGAUGUCUCCCUUGCGUUUGGUGUCCGCCAGGAGAGGAGCCGGACAGGACAUGCGGCUUCGGGGAAGGACUGGGAAUGGUUUGCAGGCCGUGCUCCGCGGACGCCUUCUCUUCCACCCAUGGGCUGGAACUCUGUGCCUUGCGCACCCGGUGUGAGGACAAGAAGAGGGUUCGCGUGAGUCCCGGGACAGCUGCAGCAGAUGAUUUGUGCGGGGACUGCAUACCAGGGUAACGUGGCGUUUUGUUUGGCCGUGUGGUUUUGGGGAAGGCGGACUUGCUCGCUUCAAAACCCCAGAGCCUGGGGCCCGAAAGCAUCUCCGUGGCAAGGUUGAAAACUUGCUCUGGAAUUGUGGCAAAACUUUGCCAGUAUCUUAGUUUGAGUUGUGGAGUCGCUUCAAUUCAGUUUAAUGUCACGAGGGCCUCUGCCCAGCACUGCGGUGGAAAAGCAACAGACGUAACCAGUAAAAACACAGGAGGUAAAAAUCAAAUAGUAUCCACAAAUUGCACCAUAGGGUGAGAUCUGUGAUUGUGUUGAACGUUAUCUGACGUUCUACGGUAAUUUCUCCUCUGUCUUUUUUACUGUGAUGAAUGCAAAAAUCAGGGGAAGGAAGGAA
Sphaerodactylus townsendi is the source of this 811-nucleotide messenger RNA. RefSeq names its product tumor necrosis factor receptor superfamily member 19-like. Bases 40 to 429 code for a protein of 129 amino acids. Gene Ontology annotation, molecular function: signaling receptor activity. Lineage: Eukaryota; Metazoa; Chordata; Lepidosauria; Squamata; Sphaerodactylidae. The record is from RefSeq and is a predicted model, not a curated record. Gene Ontology annotation, biological process: positive regulation of canonical NF-kappaB signal transduction; positive regulation of JNK cascade. Gene Ontology annotation, cellular component: plasma membrane. The transcript is spliced from 3 exons.